Molecule: messenger RNA, 4729 nt
Organism: Alligator mississippiensis (American alligator)
Lineage: Eukaryota; Metazoa; Chordata; Crocodylia; Alligatoridae
Gene: CTXN3
Product: cortexin 3
Exons: 2
Coding region: 293-664 (123 amino acids)
Source: RefSeq, a predicted model, not a curated record
UGUAUUCAGUGAAGCAGAAUCCACUGAAGAGUUGCUGAGGCAGAACUGAAAUUGUAGCUUGCCACGAAGAAACGACAGUAGUGUCAGCUAAUUACUUCUAACGCAAACAGGAUUUGUAUUCAACUUUGUUUUUCAUGCAAAAUUCCAAGCCUUUAAAAGACAGGGCGAGAUCCCGGGGUGCUUCUUGAGUUUCUCUGCAGUCCUUGCUGCUCUAGGUUUAGAAAUCCAAGGAAGGUACAGAAGGAUGGAAACUAAAGAUACUUGUAACUACCUGUAACUGCUGCAGUGGGAAAUGGGCCAAGUUUGCUCUCGACUAGAUGAAGAUGAAAAAGUACAUUCAAGUGAUUUCUACCAUGACCUCAACAAAUUGAUGAUGAAAAGAAGGAAAUUGUGGGAUUACUCCUUUCAGCUUCCCUGGACAAUGGAAGGAGAGCCAUUCACUUCUGCGUUGUUGCCAGCUGAGAAUAUUCCACCAGACUCUAGUAUUACCCUGGAACAGAAAACCACAUUUGUCUUUGUGAUUUUAUUGUUUAUUUUUUUAGGAAUCCUCAUUGUCCGUUGCUUCCGAAUUCUCCUAGAUCCGUACAGGAGUAUGCCGACAUCUACCUGGGCUGACGGACUUGAUGGACUUGAGAAAGGCCAGUUUGAUUAUGCGUUGGCUUAGAGACUGAAAACUCAGAAGCAUUACCCCCACCCCCCUCCUCCCCCCCAGGUUUCCUCAGUUGCUAUAACUGCCUCACACAAGUGCACAAAAUAUUAAAUUGUACUUUUUACAAUAAAUUAAGUCAAACAUUUGAAGGAUUUGCAAUCCUUCCAAUAGAAAAGAAGAAAAAUCUAAAGUUUUCCUUGGCAAAGCCCUCCUUCAAAAUGCAUUGUAACAAUAAAUAGUCUGAGCCAUAUCUUAAAAUGUAAAAUAAUGCUUGUGAUUAGUUUUGCUGGAGAAAGCUUUAUUUUACGAAAGAAGCUUUUACUAGAAAAUAGUCUGUAGAUAUAUAGAGGAGGUGAGGUGUGCUUUUAUGAUUUCUAUUUGAAAACUAAUUAUAAUUUUUCCAAGUCCUACUAAGCUGUUUUUCCACUUCACUUUCUCCAGUCAGCAGAAAGGUAAGGGAGUUGCUGUAAGUUUUAAAGCUUUAGGAUAUUUUGGGGUAUGAAGGAGGGACCUCUUGCAUGUCCCCUGAGAAAAUCAAACCCCAGUUCUUACCUGGUAUGAAAACAAUAUUGAAUUUAUGUAGUACUAGCAAACUAGACUUGGCAGAAGUGUUAAUUGUGAAUAAAUUCUUUGAUGAAUUUGGCACAUUUUUUGUCUUUGCAAACCAAAGCCAAGUUCUGCAAAUGGAUUGGUGAUUCCUCCAUUCUGGCAUUAGCCAAAUGAUUUAUACUAAAACAUUUCAGCUGAUUCGGUGCUCAUCAAUUGUUCAUGUUGCGUAUUUGUUUUGCCUUCCAUUAUGUGUAAAUCAUGCACUGUUUUUUCAUGCUGAUUUGGAUAACUGACAUAUCUGAGAAUGAAAAGAGCAAAUGAAAGUGAAUUAACUAUUCUGUUCAUGGUCACACAGCCUUUUACAUGGGACUUCGUACAAAGAAAAGCCAUUUCUGUAUGCUAAAAACCUGUUUACAUGAUUGAUCAAAAGAUUGAGUUUUAAGAGAUUGCAUAAAAUUGACUGGAGUGGUUGCUUAAAAUUCAAAUGGAUGAUCACAAGCAUUGCUUAGCCAUAGAGAACCACUGUAUUAGGAGUGCCACUGUAUGUGCUUGGAACUGCCAAGCAUGUAAAGGCCAGUCUGCUCAGAUGUAAACUCAUGAGAAACUUGUAAAGCAUUUUAAUGCAGUGCAGUUUGAAUAUCUCUUUAUGCAAGAGGGAAGGAGGUGCCUCUUUCAGUGUGUGUGAGCAGCCUGUGCCUUAAAUUAAGCUACAUCAAAUGUAAGAAUUUUGGGAUUAUUGAUAGCUCCAAUCCCUUUGUGCUGUGUUCAGUUUACUGUCAUCACAGGGAACAUUCAACACCAGUUCCUCAGCUGGCAUAAAUGCUGACUUGUGUCAGCUGAAGAUUUGGCCUUUAUGCUCUUCUGCAUAAAAAAAAGACACUCAGAUAAAGAAGCAAACUCAAUCUUCUGGCUUGCUUCCUAGGUAGCUGUGUAGCAGUGCCACUGCAAGAUAGAAAAAUAUUGUCAGUGUUGCUGAGCCAGCCCAGCCCCUAGCGAUGUGCUGCCAGUAUUUAGUAAGAGGUUCCAACACCAUUCCUUCCUUUGGCCUGCAAUAAAUUCCAGGUAUAUUUAGAAAAGGGAAGGGUGUGAGAGUGAAGAAUCUGUUCAUUUCUUUUCCUUUAAAUGAUAAAAAUAUAAAUAAGAGCUUUCUCCCCACUGGAACAAAAAGGAGGCAAUAUUCCUGGGCAAACAUACACAUAUAGCACAGGGUUCCAGCUUGGUCAUUGGGAAUUCUUGCAUGUGGGACUUGGAGUUUGGGAAAUAUCUGACACUUGGUGCUUCCUGAUCCAUUCUGAAGAGAGAAAGAUGUUCUUCCAGUGUACUUUAAUGAACCACAGAGAUAAGUUAUCCCAGUAGGGUAAUUUAGCCAUAUUGUCAAAGCUUAACAAUCAUUUCCUGAAAACACUUUCGCAGCUCAUCAUUUUAGGUAAAUAAUUUUUUCCUCUAUACAGAACAGGCCAUUGAAAGAGCAGAACAGUAUUUCAUUCCAGGUGGGAAAAAAUGGGAACAAGUUCACGUCUCAUAAGAAUACAGGAUUGCUGACUGGUUAAGUGGAAAUAUUAAGUGGAAAUGGAAAGUCUGAAGGUCAAAGCGGCUAUACAUGACUCUGCCAUAUAGGCUGGGCCCAAUGUGCUAGUUUAUCCAACUGUUCCUUGGAGACUAUUCCAGACAUAUGGAGAAGAAAUGCACUAAAAUGUUAAUAUUCCAUAUAAAAUCAUAUAUUUACUCCACUUACUGUGGAGAAUAAGAGUUUUAGUUCUAUUAUUUUUAUGCAUAUCCUAUGUGUUCUGGCUUAUCUGCUGGAAAUUGUCCUGCCUGAGGGCAAGGAAUAAAGUGAAAGGGAGCUGCUGUGGGGAAGCAAACAAGAGUAGCCAGAAGCUCCUGAAAGGAGCAACAAGGGAAUCCCUUAUCUCAGAGGAGUCAAAGACAUGGCCUGCACAGCCACAUCAUCCAGCCCCUGUGCUAUCCCUGGGCCUCAAGUUGACCAACAUGCCACGUGUGACACAUUCUGGACUGGCCGCGUGUACAGGGUCUGGGAUAUGUGGCACAUGUAGCAAAUGCUUCAGGACAGAAACUGCAUGCAGGCCAAACCGGGACUCCCCCCAUAUGCUGGAUCCAGCUCCCACAAUGCCUGCUCUGGCCAGUCUAGGACUGCUGCAUGCAGUGCCUGCUCUGCCUGGUCUUGGACACAAGUCACAUGCAUUGCCCAUUCCAGCUGGUUUGGGGCAGACACCAAGUAUGGUUCUGGAUGGGUAUGCAGCAGGGAGUCGGGUGGGGGCGGAUUCCAGGCCUGGGGACCAGUCCCAGGUCACUCAUGUAGUCUGCAGGGCCAGAUGAGUUUGACACCCUGCCUUACCUGGUCAGUCCACUUGCCAAGUGCCAACCAGGCUAGUAAGGUAGAUCUGACCCUAAGAUCAAACUGUUACAGCCAGGCUGCCCAACUUCUAAGCAGCUAGGGGGUACAUGUCCCUCAGGCUCAUUAGCAGGAGCCAUAUCAAUGGGGGCCAUGGGCCCUGGGGCUGCAUGCUUCCCACCCCCACUGCGUGGUCCACCCUGGUGCCCCUGCCACUUACCCCCUGUUCUCUUAUUGCGCUGCAUGUCCAGAUACCCCUUGCAGCUGCACUGUGCGCCUGGGUCAACCUUGCUGCUGCACUCUGCAUACUCCCCCCUUCCCCCGCCCCGGGUACCCUGAAUCACCCUUAGCUCCCCAGCUGUGAGCUGCCCUGCUGCACCGUGCCAUUCAGGCACCCUGGACUGGAGGCUUCCCCAGCAUUGCAGGCUGUGCUGUGCUGUGCUGUGCUGUGCUGCCCCUUGCCCCACCCCAUAAAGAAGGAACAGAGGCAGAAAGGGGAAGCCAGAGGGAGGGGGAACCUGAAGCCUGGGCUGCUGCUGCAACCACAGCUGUGGGGGAAGUGGCUGCUGGGUGGGAGUCGGGUGGAUCCUGUUUAACCACCUGCAGGCUGCUUGUGGCCCAUGGGCUGCCAGUUGGGCUGACAUUCCUGCAUUAUAGGAUCUUGGGCAUAGAAAAGGAAGGGGAGAAUUGGUGAGCAGGUUGGCAGCAGCUGCCAUCAAAGUAUGAGGGAAUAGCUUCUGUGCUGCAGUCAAGUUGUGACAUCAGUUCAUGCACACAUAGCUGAGCUAGCUUUGAAUUACCUUGCUCCAGUAUUCAGCUAGCUCAGCAUAGCCACAGCAGUAUGGAACCCCAUGCUGCAAACCCUGCCUGGGAACCUGGGUAAAUACUCUUGUGGCUCCAUACUGAUGGACUGGCAUGCUGUGGCUAUGCUGCUGUCACUACCUGAGCUAUACAGUUUAAAGCAACCUCAGGUCUGUGUAUACUAGGGUAGAUGCUACUGCCAGAAGGUGGAGACAGACAGCACAGCAGACUAUUUCUCCCACCAGAAGACAGGUUUGAAUGCAAGAAAGUCUUAAAGUUUAAAUAAGAGGAAAAAUAUGCAUAGACUGUAUUGUUUUUGCCCUUUGCUCUGCAUGUGAUAUACCUUGGGGGUAUGAAUAAACAUUUGUUUUGAAUAA